AUGCGUUACUCGUGGUUGAUCGGCGCUGUCUGCGCUGCAGGUGCUUUGGCCAAGCCUGUCGACAAACGGUCUUACGUGACUGAAUGGACUAUCGUCACCGUCACCAAGACCAUCUAUCUCCCUUACCAGCCUGCCCCAACCUCAACCUCAACCUCAACUCCGGCCUGCUCCCCCAUCCAGAAGGUCCAGACAGUCGCUAGCGACGCCUCUGCUCCUGCCCCUGUUCUCCUGGAGACUGAGGCUUCAUCCGCUGCCCCUAUCCCUACCCCUUCUUCCGCUCCUAUUGUGGACGAAUUGCCUGGGGCUCCUGCCUGGUCCUCGGCUUGGACCUCAUCGGCUCCUGAGGCUGCGCAACCCACCACCCUUGAUACUUCGACCUCUACCACUGCCCCUGCUGCUAGUGCCACCAAUGCUUAUCAGUCUGCCGUCCUGUACAACCACAACAUCCACCGUAGCAACCACUCGGCCAACUCCCUGACCUGGAACACCACCCUCGAGUCCAGCGCCUAUAAGCUUGCCGCCGAAUGUGUCUUCCACCACGACACUGACAUUGACGGUGGUGGCUAUGGUCAGAACAUCGGAAUCGGUGUUUCGGCUGAUGAGGUUGGGAAGAUGAUCACCAAUGAGAUGUACAACGGUGAGUUCCACGAUUUCGAUGGUCUUUACGGUAUGGACAACCCUCCAAACUUCGACAAGUGGGGCCAUUUCUCCCAGAUCGUGUGGAACAGUACGGUCUCCGUCGGCUGUGCUACUGUCUUUUGCAAUGUCCUCCUCGACGAGGACAAAAAAACAACCCUUUCGCCAGCGCCCUUCAUGGUCUGCAACUACUACCCUCCUGGCAACUAUGAGGGCGAAUAUGGUAAACACGUCAGCCAGCCGCUUGGACACCCCUCCUACUGGGCGUAA
This is a messenger RNA of Aspergillus viridinutans, 906 nucleotides long. RefSeq lists its product as uncharacterized. Gene Ontology annotation, cellular component: extracellular region. Bases 1 to 906 code for a protein of 301 amino acids. The record is from RefSeq and is a predicted model, not a curated record. Lineage: Eukaryota; Fungi; Ascomycota; Eurotiomycetes; Eurotiales; Aspergillaceae. The transcript has 3 exons.